CAACGCAGGCGAAGAAAGACAGAAGAAGACAGAGGAAGCUCCCAUUUUCAAGAGACAACGAAAUCGCCGAACUUGCUAGAACUCAACCCUCCCAGAGAAGAAGAUGUCGUGGCAAACCUACGUCGAGGAGCACCUCAUGUGCGAGAUCGACGGUAAUCAUCUCAGCUCUGCUGCUAUCCUUGGUCAAGACGGCAGCGUUUGGGCCCAGAGCGCCACUUUCCCUCAGUUCAAGCCUGAGGAAAUAACUGGUAUCAUGAAAGACUUUGCCGAGCCUGGAUCACUUGCUCCAACUGGGUUAUAUCUUGGCGGCACUAAAUAUAUGGUGAUUCAAGGUGAAGCAGGAGCUGUCAUUCGAGGGAAGAAGGGUCCUGGUGGGGUUACUAUCAAGAAGACCAAUCAGGCCCUAAUCAUCGGAAUUUAUGAUGAACCAAUGGCUCCCGGUCAAUGCAACAUGAUAGUGGAAAGGCUUGGUGAUUACCUCAUUGAUCAGGGUCUUUAAUUUUUGUUUGGAAUGUAUUGUUAUCAUGCAUAUUUUAUUGGCUUCCAUAUACAAAGGCUUUGAAUCAACCUGAUUGCAGUGUAAUAAUAUUUUGGGUAUCAUCAAAAGUCAUGGGAUCUGCGCGUGGCAAAGAAAUGUUUGGUGCUUGAGAAAGUAAUGACUGUAAUCUCUCGUGUACUUCCUAGUGGGUAUCUGUCUACAUUACAGUGGUUUCAUUGCUAUGGUAUUAAUGAUUGGCGUAAUCUUUAUAUAAACAUCGCAUUUUCUUGUUCUUGUGUCA
Messenger RNA from Prosopis cineraria, 779 nucleotides. Its product is annotated as profilin. The record is from RefSeq and is a predicted model, not a curated record. Gene Ontology annotation, cellular component: cell cortex. Bases 104 to 499 code for a protein of 131 amino acids. The transcript is spliced from 3 exons. Gene Ontology annotation, molecular function: actin monomer binding. Lineage: Eukaryota; Viridiplantae; Streptophyta; Magnoliopsida; Fabales; Fabaceae.